CAUGGCUGCGUUUAUAGUUUUUUCAAUUUUUGGCGAAAAUUUCGUCAUAAAAACCUAAUUUCCUUGCAUUGUUUGACAGAAAAAGUUAGACUCUGAUAAUGAAAAUGAUAAAAAAAUGAUUGCGGUGUGGGGAGAUAAGUUGCUGUUGUGACUGUCUGGCGAAAACAACCUGCAUAUGUCUCUCGCAGCACAAGAAACGAAGGUUAUGCAACACAGUAGUAGCGAGGUUUAGAAUAAUAACGUGAACGUGUACUUUACCUGCGUGGUCAUACUAUAGAUUACAGAUGUUCACUGUCCAUGACGGGAGCUAUAUAGAACAAUACCCCUGUUAGAAGUUCUGACACAACAGCUGCGUGGUUGAUUGAUUCCUAUUCACAAAGACAGUUGAGAUAAACCACAAAAAAAAGAUGAAUGAUUCUACUGAUGAAAUUGGUGGAGGUGCAUCCCAAAGUUCUGAUUCUUUUUGUGAUUCACCUGUGUGGGAUGCUGCGUUGACUUGGAACACAUCCACCCCAGACUUGACGCCCUGUUUUCAGAGGAUCGUACUGACCAGUAUACCAUGUAUUUACUUCUUGUUGUUUCUCCCACUACAUAUUCACGUCAUACGUAUGAGUAAAAGGCAGGCUAUUGGACAUUCAUGGCUGAAUAUUUCACAGACUGUUGUGACUUUGAUUGUUGCUGUGCUUGCCCUGGCUGAUAUGUUCAGAGCUGUCCAUGAACACACUGCACAGUGGAAAUUUGUCCCAACUGUUGACUUCGUGGCUCCCCUGUCUCUUUUCAUUGCGUUUAUUGUAUGCAUUGUGUUGACCCAAGUUGGACGCUUGCAAGGGAUCCGAUCAUCUGGUGUUCUUUUCGUGUUCUGGUUCCUGCUGGCUACCUGUCAUCUUUUCAUAUUGAUCUCAAAAUGUAGGAAUGCUGUGAUUCAGGGUUCUGUUGAAGAUCUAUUCCGCUUUGUGAUAUUUGUGUUCCAUUAUGUUGGGGUGCUUGUCAUGACGGUGCUAUCAUGCUUCGUGGAGAGAGUCCCAGUCAAGACAGGUUUGGAUUCUGAUCUGCCGCCAUGUCCGGAGUAUGAAUCAUCCUUCAUAUCUCGAAUAACGUUCUGGUGGUGUACAAGUUUGAUUGUGAAGGGUUACAAAUCUGCCCUGGAGAGGAAGGAUCUCUGGAUGUUGAACGAUGUAGACAAAUCUUCUGUCGUCUUGCCCAAAUUUGAAAAAAAUUGGAAUGAAGAAAUGACACGGAGUCAGAAGAGCAGGGCAAUUAACGAACCGACUAAAGAGAGUGCUCCCAUGAAGCCCAUGUUAGCAGAAAAUAAAGUCAAAGUUGUCAAUCCCAAGCGACAGUACGAGCCGUCAUUGCUGAAAUCCCUCGUCAAGACAUUUGGCCUUUAUUUUGGUUCCUCUAUAUUCUUCAAGCUAGUCCAUGACAUUAUAAUGUUUGUUCAACCACAGUUACUGAGGUACAUGAUCAAUUUUACUUGGGAUCAGAGUCAGCCACAAUGGAAAGGUUUCCUCUAUGCCUCGGGGCUGUUUGGAGCUGCUCAAAUACAAUCAUUGGUUUUACAUGCAUACUUCCACCGGUGCACAGUCACUGGAAUGCGGCUGAGGUCAGCGAUAGUGGCUGCUGUCUAUAAGAAGUCUUUGAGAUUGUCUAGUGCCUCAAGAAAGGAAUCAACGGUGGGAGAAAUUGUCAACUUGAUGUCUGUUGAUGCGCAACGCUUCAUGGAGCUCACGACAUAUCUUAACAUCAUCUGGUCAGGACCUCUGCAGAUCAGUGUCGCCCUCUAUUUCCUGUGGCAGAUCCUUGGCCCUUCAGUCCUGGUGGGAUUGGCCGUCACUGUUCUUUUGAUCCCAGUCAAUGGUGUCAUUGCACACUUUUCAAAGAAACUACAGGUGACACAGAUGAAAAACAAGGAUGUUCGAAUCAAGUACAUGAGUGAAAUCCUGAAUGGCAUGAGGGUGUUGAAGCUGUAUGCCUGGGAGCAGUCGUUCAUGGACGUGGUGCUCGGCAUCAGAAAAAAGGAACUCGAUGUCCUCAAGAAGCAGGCGUACCUGAAUUCAGUGUCCACAUUCACGUGGAAUAUUGCUCCAUUCUUGGUCUCUCUCUCCACAUUUGCGGUGUACGUGAUGAGCUCUCCGGACCACGUCCUGGAUGCAGAGCGAGCCUUCGUAUCGCUGUCUCUCUUCAACAUCCUCCGCUUCCCACUCUUUAUGUUACCGAUGAUGAUCUCCACACUCGUACAGGCCAGUGUUUCCUUGAAGAGGUUGCUCAAGUUCCUCAAACUUGAUGAGCUGGACUUGUCAAGUGUGUCCAGAAGUUCAGGUCACAAAGCAGAACAUGCCAUCCGUAUUGAAGAUGGAUCAUUUUCCUGGUCACCCGGAGAGGAAGCUAUCUUACACAACAUUGGACUCAAUGUGAAGCCUGGAUCCCUGGUUGCUAUCGUUGGUCAAGUUGGUGCCGGAAAGUCAUCGUUGCUCUCAGCGGUGUUGGGAGAGAUGGAGAAAAUAUCAGGAAAAGUAGAUCUACAGGGUUCCAUUGCCUACGUCCCCCAACAAGCUUGGAUACAGAACAGUACAUUUGAAGAGAACAUAUUAUUCAGCAAAGACAGGUGUAAAGUGCUUUACCAGCAAGUUAUAGACAGCUGUGCAUUGGGGCCGGACUUGGAGAUCCUAAGUGAUGGUGAUCAGACGGAAAUCGGUGAAAAGGGUAUCAAUCUAAGUGGCGGGCAGAAGCAGAGAGUAAGCAUGGCCAGAGCUGUGUAUAAUGACGCUGAUAUUUACUUGUUAGACGACCCGCUCAGUGCUGUUGAUGCUCAUGUCGGGAAGCACAUGUUUGAAAAGGUGAUCGGUCCACAGGGGAUGUUACGGGGCAAGACACGUCUGCUUGUUACACAUGGCAUCAGCUUCCUGCACCAGAUGGAUUGGGUCGUCGUUCUCGGUGAUGGACAGAUCAAGGAGGAGGGGACAUACAAGGAUCUCAUGAUGCAUGCUGGGCCAUUUGCGGAAUUCAUUAAGAAUUACUUAGCUGAAGAAUGUGCGGACGAGCUGGCUGUGGAAUUCGAUGAUGACGCGAAAUCAUUGAAAGACGAAUUGGUGUCAAAACUUAGUCUAUUAUUUGAAGGAUCUCAAGACGUGCUGAAGAUAAAAGAGAAAAGCAAGUCACAUCAUGCUCUCCAUAAUGGCCUCACAGCAUCGAAUAGCAGUUUGAUUAAUAUGCCACUGGAUGUACAGUUUAAAACACAGGGGAAGUCGAGGUUGAGGAGGAAAAGUUUGUCGUGUGCCGAUAUCAAUCAACGUCAUCCUAGGUUUAACUUUCUAGUGAAUGGAAGUUUGUCUAAUCUGAGGGGCAUUGGGAGUCAGACGUUAGAGGUCGCUGACCUCGGAGCAGACGAGGAGGAUAAACUCGAGAGCAAGGAAGCAGAGAAGUUGAUCAAAGCUGAGAAGGCUGAGACUGGCAACGUCAAGCUGACUGUGUUCUUCACCUACUUCAAAGCUCUUGGCAUUCCUGCAUCAUGUCUCAUCGUGCUUCUCUUCGCACUGACCCAGGCAGCCAAGGUCGGAGCAGACAUCUGGCUUAGUGACUGGAGUAAUGAAGUGGCGAGAAAUAAUGGCACGAUGAGUGAAAGUGCACGUGAUAGACGAUUGGGAGUUUAUGGUGCUUUCGGAUUCAUUGGUGGUGUUCUAGAGAUGUCGUCUGCAUUUAUAAUGGCGUACGGUGGUUUCAUAGCUUCAAAGUUCCUCCAUAAGAAACUUUUAGAAGCUGUGUUCCUCGCCCCGAUGCAAUACUUUGAUGUGACCCCUAUUGGUCGCAUCAUGAAUCGUUUCUCUGACGAUUUAGCAGAGAUAGAUUUUAUCGUGCCUUUCACGGUGAGGUCGACGAUCAAUGGUGUCUUAGUCAUGAUAGCGACAAUAGUGGUCAUAUCAUAUACGAUUGCCAUCGCUAUGAUCUCAAUACCUCUGCUGCUUGUUCUAUACAUUCCUAUACAGCGGUUUUAUGUUGCUACUUCAAGACAGUUGAAACGCCUUGAAUCUGUCAGCCGUUCUCCGAUUUACUCUCAUUUCGGGGAGACAGUUACCGGUGCUACAGUCAUACGAGCCUUUGGUCAUCAGGAGCGGUUCAUCCAAGAGUCACAUCGACGAGUCGACGAAAAUCAGAUUGCUUACUAUCCGAAUAUCGUCUCAAACAGAUGGUUGGCCAUCCGCCUGGAACUGGUAGCCACAUUGGUGGUGCUAUUUGCGGCCAUCUUUGCCGUGCUUGGAAGAGACCAUCUCAGCCCUGGAAUUGUUGGACUCUCCAUCACAUAUGCACUCAGUGUGACGCAAAUCCUGAACUGGAUGGUGAGGAUGUCCAGUGAACUGGAGACAAACAUUGUUGCAGUCGAGAGAAUCAAAGAGUACUCUGAAACAGAGACUGAGGCUGCAUGGAGUAUCUGUGAUAAGAAACCAAAGGAGGAGUGGCCGCCGAGUGGUGAGAUAGAAUUCAAAGAUUACAGCGUGAGGUAUAGGGAGGGUCUUGACCUCGUCUUGAAGGGAAUCAAUGUACAUAUACAUGCAGGAGAAAAGGUUGGUGUUGUUGGUCGUACUGGUGCUGGGAAGUCGUCUCUUGUGAUGGGUCUAUUCCGUAUCCUGGAGCCGGCAGGAGGCACCAUCCACAUCGAUGGGGUCAAUAUCACGGAUAUUGGUCUCCAUGAUCUCAGGUCAAAGCUGACUGUGAUUCCACAGGAUCCGGUUCUUUUCUCUGGCACUUUGAGGAUGAAUCUGGAUCCAUUUGAUAAGCACACUGAUGAAGAAGUCUGGAAAGCUCUGGAAUAUUCUCAUCUGAAGAACUUUGUCAACAGCUUGUCGUCUGGUCUGCUGCAUGAGGUAUCGGAAGGAGGUGAAAAUAUCAGUGUUGGACAGCGACAACUCGUAUGUCUCGCUCGAGCUUUGUUACGGAAAACGAAAAUCCUCGUCUUAGAUGAAGCCACUGCGGCCAUUGACUUGGAGACAGAUGAUCUCAUUCAGUCGUCGAUAAGGACCCAGUUUUCAGAGUGUACCGUCGUGACCAUUGCUCACAGGAUCAACACUGUCAUGGAUUACACAAGAAUACUUGCCCUGGAGACUGGUGAGGUGAAAGAGUUUGAUUCACCUACGAAUCUUCUCAAAGAUCGGACCUCCCUCUUCUAUUCGUUGGCCAAGAGUGCUGGACUUACUGAUUAACGAUUUGGAGACUGGAAGGGAUUUAUCUGAUAGAAUGACUUUGGAAUAAGUGUAGUUGUUGUUGAUGAAAAACUUCCUGCUGUUGAUCUUUGAUAUUGUGAUCAGUAAUGCAAAUUGACAUACGUAGGAGGAAUUUGAUUUUAACAAAAAACAGGGUCAUUUUCUUGAUAAUUUUGUUGACUUUUGUAGAAUAAAAAAUGAUAACUCAUUUGUGCAGAUGUACUAUGUAUAAGUUUAUUUGAAAGCCAUUCAUAUAUUGGCUUGAUAUUGACUCAAAUAGAUUUGAAGCAAUUGUAAUGUGUUCUUCUGUGAUGUUAGGUCAAAAUAAGCUGACUCUGGGCAUUAGACUUGAUGCAUCAUCUUCACUUUCCAAGACACUGUUGCUUCAUAUUGUUUAGAGGCCUGCUAUAAUAUAAGCAGUUCAAGACGUGUAUCAUGCGCAUUGACAAGCCUUGUGUUGGUGGGUGCCACGUGUGAAAUAAAUGCCUUGUUGUGAAAUGCUUCUCUGGAAGCAGGCCUUACAUGUAAAUGUUCAAUUUUGUCGCUAUUACAUUGAUGUUUUUGUUGUUAAUCAUGUGUGUUUUGUCUCCAGCAUUUAGCUGAUAGUUCCUGUUGUUUUGUUAAUGUGCAGUGCAUUUCACAUAGGAGGCUUUGUCAGAUUAAUAUUUGUUGAUUAACUUCAUUGCAGAAACAAUCGCUGCCAUUUUAUUUCGUUUGAUCACAACUUUUGCAAACUUUUAGUAUGGCGUUUUUGGCUCACCAUUAGGGGAGUCUAUAAAAUAGCCCUGUGUCCGUCGUCGUCGUCGUAUCCUGUUUGGACCUACAUCAAACCUAACACUACAUGACACAAUACCAUGCUCUUCAUCCAUCUUUCCUCCACAUGAGGUGAGCACAAUGGCCCUGGCCAUUUAAUUAAACAUUGCUGGCUAUCAAUUUCUUUCAAUUUUCAAAAGGUUGCAGUGUAACUCGCUUUGAUUUUUGUUGGUCAUCUGAAAAUAAUCUGAAAAUGUCCAAAAAUAAAUGAUUUAAAUGCAGUUUAGAGGUGGUGUUUGUAACAUGUGUGUUGAUUUUGUGUGAGAUUGUUGAUUGUGUAAUCAAUGUAAGAAUGGUGAAGAAAUGAAUAAAAAUUGCG
This is a messenger RNA of Lineus longissimus, 6327 nucleotides long. Its product is annotated as multidrug resistance-associated protein 1-like. The record is from RefSeq and is a predicted model, not a curated record. Lineage: Eukaryota; Metazoa; Nemertea; Pilidiophora; Heteronemertea; Lineidae. The transcript has 25 exons. Gene Ontology annotation, molecular function: ATP binding; ABC-type transporter activity; ATP hydrolysis activity. The coding region runs from base 408 to 5195 and encodes 1595 amino acids. Gene Ontology annotation, biological process: transmembrane transport. Gene Ontology annotation, cellular component: membrane.